This is a messenger RNA of Symbiodinium sp. CCMP2592, 1152 nucleotides long. NCBI's taxonomy places the organism in Eukaryota, Dinophyceae, Suessiales, Symbiodiniaceae. The record is from the annotation of a GenBank genome assembly.
AUGGGAAACCAAAGCUCUCGCGUUGCACCGGCUGGGGUGGUGCCCAGCGUGGACGGUGGCGUCGUCGUGAAUGUAGUGAAUGUGGCCCGCAGCGAGAACAAGUCGGGCGCGGCUAUUGCGACGAUGCUUCUGGAUCAGAACGACGAGAUUCAGCGAUGCUUUAAGGAGGCUGCGAGCGCAGCUGGGGCAGCAAAGCAGCCUCAAGCUCUGCCGGUGAUGGCCAGUGCCUUCGCGCAGCAAAUACAAGAGUGGGCAGUGGCCUGUGAAACCGAAGCAUAUGAAAGUGAGAUUGGCACGCGUGCGCACAGCUUCUCAGUGCCGAUGCUGGUGGCGAGCCACUCUGGGCAGACCGAAAAGGCCCAGGAGCUGAUGAGCGACAUGGAGGCCUCGCUGAACGAAGAGGUCAGUUCCAAGAAGAUCUCUCCCUCCAGCGAAGCUUGGAUGCUGGGGCGCCUGUUGGCUGCAAACUGCCAUCUCCGUGCCGACGCCGACGGGAUCGCCGAGAAGCUUCGAGGCGUGCUCGACCAAAUCCUGGCACGACGCCUGGCGCAGCCGGAGAGCUUGGAGACGGCCGACGCUGCUGAGUCCUGGGCCUGGGCUUACUUGAUGCUUUACGGCGGCAGGGAGUCCUCGGAUCUCGGGGCCUGGCUCAAGGCCAGCCGCAUCUUGUGGAACUCCGUCGAUGCCGCCGGCGUGGAGAUGGGAAAUCGGAUGUGGGUAAGCACGAUGGCCCUCCUUGCCUUCUCCAAGCAGCUGGAUGCAAGCUGCAUCUGUUCGUCGCCCGACCCCUUUGCCCGGGAAACCGUCGUCGAAACGAUUAGCGACAUCUUGUCUUUCCUCAGGCUGGAUCUUCGAGCCCUUCCAAGUGCCGCAAAUGGCGGCGCAGAUCCCGAUCUGGUUGGUCAACACCAACUAUCCCUUUCUGAUGCGAUGCGCCAGGUUCCCGAAGGCGCUUUCCGCGCCUGGGCCAUCAGCCUUGUAAAGCUUGCGAGUGUCCAGGCAGAUCUCGAAAUUGAGGACUUGGCCGAGGUCUUUCGCGAGGCAAUGGAAAGCACAGUUCCUGGAGACCUCGCACUGGGAGCUACAACUUGGGCUUACGCAAUGUACGUAGCUGAGUGGAAGCUCUUGUCUGCCACAGCGCCUGGAGAAUGA